Messenger RNA from Diachasmimorpha longicaudata, 1059 nucleotides. RefSeq names its product probable RNA-binding protein 18. The transcript is spliced from 5 exons. Lineage: Eukaryota; Metazoa; Arthropoda; Insecta; Hymenoptera; Braconidae. Gene Ontology annotation, molecular function: RNA binding. The record is from RefSeq and is a predicted model, not a curated record. Bases 135 to 761 code for a protein of 208 amino acids.
AAGUCUUCCAACGAUUAAUGAGUGACUCAAUGUCGGAGGAAAAACGGAAAUUCGGUCCUGGUGGUUUUUGAUGGUUGUUUCUAAAGCAAAUCGACGAUUUUACAGACUCCCAAGAACAAAAAUAACGACCAACAAUGGCAGUUAACCCGAAAAUUCCUCUGCCUUUGGAGCCAAUAAGAUCGAGCGCUUUGGAAGACAGGAGGCUGUGGGUGGGUAACCUGGACCUGAGGAUAAAUGAGUUCCAACUUCUCAAAAUCGUUCAAACAUACGGCGAAAUCGAAAAGUUUGAUCUGCUGUUUCAUCGGUCAGGACCUCAGGCUGGACAGCCCAGAGGUUAUGCAUUCGUUACAUAUACAACAGUGGAAGCUGCCAUCAAAGCGAAAGAAGCUUUAAAUAAUGCUAAGCUGGGAUCCAAAAAUGCUGUUGUCCGGUGGGCUCAUACAGUGUCAGAGAGUGAAAUGGACAAGACGAAACCGAAGAUUGAUAUCCCAGCCCUGGCAGGGGCGAAAAAGGGGGACGCGAAAAUUAGCCGAGAAACUACGAUUCAAGCGAUUGAAGCAAAGCUGAAGUUGAUGAACGAAGUGGAAGAAGAAUUCGAACUCAAUAAACCUCUGGAGGGCACGUCCCUAAUCCAGCAGUACCAGAAGCCAGAACUACAGAAGCCUUCCUCCUCUAGUCGUCACCAUCCUCACCACCAAUACCAUCAUCAUCAUCGAUAUCACCACAGCCGUCCAUACUCACGACCCCGAUCGAGGAGAUAAUAUUGAUGUUCCUCAUUUUUUUUUAAAGAUUUUUUAACAUCAUAACGACGACUUAACUCUGAAUAAGUUCACAGUCUGUGUAUUUGUCUUCAUGUGUAGAAAUCAUAUUCGUUGAAGAGAUCAAGACUUGAUAACAUACCCCAGUAGGAUAAUUAAUAAUCGCCUAAAGGAACGUUGGAGAGCACUCCUUCAAUGUGUAAUUAUUUAUUUACCUCAAGUGUAUUUUCAUAAGCUAUUGAGUCGUUUAUGGAUAAUGAUACUAAUUUUUGACCGAUGAUAAUAAAAGAACUAAACGAUA